Molecule: messenger RNA, 3789 nt
Organism: Triplophysa dalaica
Lineage: Eukaryota; Metazoa; Chordata; Actinopteri; Cypriniformes; Nemacheilidae
Gene: slc9a3.2
Product: solute carrier family 9 member A3, tandem duplicate 2
Exons: 16
Coding region: 218-2743 (841 amino acids)
Biological process (GO): regulation of pH; proton transmembrane transport; sodium ion transport
Cellular component (GO): brush border membrane; apical plasma membrane
Molecular function (GO): sodium:proton antiporter activity
Source: RefSeq, a predicted model, not a curated record
CAAAGACAAACCCAAAAGGGAAUCUUUAUUUUGUUAGAGAAGGGAUAAGCAGAAGGAAUUGACACACUGACAUAUACAUGUCACAGACAAUUCCAGACUGACAGAGGAACAGCAAAAGGGCAGAACUUGAUCUCAGAAAAGACACAUUUGCAAAAUGAGACAGAACUGAUAAAUAUAAAUAGGUAGAGAAAUACUGCUGAUACAAACUUGGCAAGAGAUGGCCUGUCUAGGGAACUUUGCACUUUUCCUAGUAUUAUUUGUGAUCUUGAAUGCACAAUGUAGAGCCGUAACAAUAGAAGAAAAGGAUGAAAAUACAUUUAAAAAUACGCCAACGGAUACUGGCUCCACAACCAACACGUCCGGUGGUGGACAUGAACCUGCAGCGAUCCAAACUCUACCCAUUGUCACCUGGAAGUGGCACCAUGUGGAAACUCCUUACCUGGUGGCUCUCUGGAUAUUGACUUGUUGGCUUUGUAAAUUAGUGUGUGAACUGAACCACAAAAUCACCAGUGUGAUUCCAGAGAGCGGCGUGCUCAUCAUCCUCGGAUUCGUUUUGGGAGGAAUCGUCUGGGGAGCGGACAAGGCUCAGACAUUCAAACUGGUCCCUGUCAACUUCUUCUACUACCUGCUGCCUCAGAUCAUCUUGGAUGCGAGUUACUGCAUGCCAAACAAGUUAUUCUUCAGCAACCUGGGUGCCAUUCUGAUCCACGCUGUUAUCGCAACCUGCUGGAACGCGGCUAGCGUGGGCAUUGCGCUUUGGGGCUGCUACGAAGGGGGCGCAAUGGGGAAUUUGGACAUCGGCCCCCUGCAGUUCCUGUUGUUCGGUGCUCUGCUGUCAGCUGUGGACCCCGUGGCUGUGAUCGCCGUGUUCGAAGAAGUCCAUGUGAAUGAGGUUCUCUACAUCCUGGUGUUUGGAGAGUCGCUGCUGAACGAUGGAGUCACAGUGGUGCUUUAUAGUGUGUUUGAUGCCUUCGUAUCAUUGGGAGGCCCGAAGAUCAAUGCUGAAGAGAUCAUCAAGGGCAUAAUUUCGUUCUUUGUGGUGGCGUUUGGAGGCUCGUUCCUUGGUGUCGUAUUUGCAGUUAUAACUUCCAUGUUGACUAGGAUCACCUAUAAAGUUCAGGUCAUUGAAGCUGGUUUCAUCAUCGUCAUUGGCUACCUUUCCUACCUGACGGCAGAGAUGCUGUCACUCUCGGCAAUCCUUUCGAUUACCUUUAUGGGGGUCUGCUGUCAAAAGUACAUCAAUGCCAACAUGGAUGAGAAAUCGGUGACAACGUUACGUUACAGCCUGAAGGUGAUGGCCAACGGCUCAGAGACCAUGAUCUUCAUCUUCCUGGGAGUUUCAGCAAUCGAUAAAAACAUCUGGGUUUGGAACACUGGCUUCAUCCUUCUCACCAUCCUAUUCAUUAUUGUAUUUAGAUUCAUGGGUUGUUUUUUCCUCAACUGGAUCUUAAACCAGACUAGACUGAUUCCCAUUAGCUUUACGGAUCAGCUCGUGAUGAGCUACGGUGGUCUGCGAGGGGCGGUGGCUUACGGAUUGGCCGCCCUUUUAGAUGAGAAAAAGAUCCCGGAGAAGAAUCUGAUGUUGGGUACCACACUCAUCGUGGUUUAUUUCACUGUCGUUCUUCAGGGAAUCACAAUGAAACCACUGGUUCAAUGGCUUAAUGUUAAAAGGUCAACGAAGUCUGACCUCACACUCAAUGGAAAGGCGAACAACAGGGUAUUCGAGCAUGUAGUGACAGCAAUGGAAGACAUCUGUGGACGAAUGGGAGAUAACUGGUGGACCAGAAAUUGGAACCACUUUGAGAAAAAAUACGUCUGCUGGUUACUAAUGAAGAAAGAUGCAAGAAAGAUAAACGAUAAAAUCUUAGGUGCCUUCCACACGCUCAAUAUGGAGGACGCCAGAAAUUACGUCCUUGAGAAUGAAGUAAACGGAUCUCUUGGUUUUAUUCGUAAUUAUGACGCAGCCAAUGUAGACUUUAAAGAGAAGAUUGCUUUCGACUACGCAAACAUCAUGCCCAACAUCAUGGCUGACAUGUCAGAUUAUGACUUUAACAUCGAAAACGUUCCUGUGACCUCUAUCAUAAGGAACCCAGUCCCCUCGGUAUCCAUGGACAUCAAUGAACAGGACAUGAGGAACAUUAAUGGAAAUCUCACUGCCCAUCAAAUUCUAGACCAAAACCUGUACCAGAGCAGAAUGCAUAACCAUCCCGCAUACAGCCGCAGUAACUAUAACACUACACAGAACCCGGUGGAGGUUCAGGAGAUCUUCCAGAGGACCAUGAGGAACCGACUGGAGUCCUUCAAAGCCGCAAAGAGAGGUAUCAGCCCUGCCAACAAAAAAAUCUCCAAACAUUCCAAGAAGGACUCAACAAUGAAGACAAAUGGAAAGCCUGUAGAUCCUCACAGAACCCAUCCAUUUGGAGAUGAAGAUUUUGAGUUUUCUGCAGACAGUGCCUCAAGCAGUGAGGCUGCUGCCAAUUUUCCCGGAAGAAGAUCUGGAGCUGGUAUAGUCAAUCCUGCAUUCAUCCAUGAGAUGGAAACCCCUUCUCCUAUGAGAAACCUACCGCAAACCCAAACCGGAAACAGCAGACUCCCUUUGAAACCCACCGACCUCAGAGGUCUAACACCACCGAGAAUGACCAACCGCUCCACAGACUCAGUUAUGAUGGCUGAUGCUUCUGUCAAUGAAAAGAAACCUGAGAAGCCUGAGGAUAAACCUGGAUCACAUAAUACCAAAUUAUAAUACAAAAAAUAAUCCCAUCCGCCAACAUUAAUUUACCAUGUAGCUGAUUAGAUUCAUGUUAUCAUGUGACCAGAGAUUUGAACUUUGUGAGUAUAUACAGUACAAACACAGCAUUAAACUUAAAAAAAUGCAAUCUGCCAUAAUUUACUCUCAAUCGUGUCAUUUAAUUUGCAUGGUAGUAAAUGACACCUAAAUUUCCAAACUGUCUUUCAUACAACGAAAGUACCUCAGCCAUCCCUGAUCUCCAUUUGUUGUCAUGGUAUGGAAAAAGGAUCUAUAGAUUGUCAUAGCAUGAUCAUCUUUUGGGUUCUGCAGAAAGGAAAUCAUAUUGAAAUUAAUUGACAUGAAUGUUAGUGUAUGUAUAGAAUUUUUGUUUUUGGUGAAUUCCCCUGGUACUUUAAAGUUCUGUAUUGACCUUCUCUUAAAUGUUUUGCUAUGCGUAUUGUUGGUAAAGGAAACAAAAUACAGAGGUGAUGUAUUAAUUGCCAAUAAAGUACUUGUAUUAGAUGUAAUAGAACAUACAACUCUUUUAAGUCCACAUUGUGGUGGAUACUGUAAUGGCACUUUAAUGACCGCAUGCAAAAAAAGGGAUUACUUUAAUAGUGGCCAGAUUUGUCUUGUCCGCAGUUCUGUGGCAUAUUUCGAGCACUCUGCAUAAUUUGACCCUUUCCUGGCUAAAAUAUAAAAUGAUGUAUUACUUUACUAUUGGUCUAUUGGUGGUAAUUUAUUAAACAAUGUGCCUAAUUCUGUGGGCUUUGCUUAAUACUAUCAUAAUAUAAAGUCUGACUAUUCUGCAUUUCUGUAAUCUUACAAUGGUUUGGUUAUUUAAUCAUUGAUUUUACCAUAAAUUAUUUUUUGCAACAAUUACACACAUUAAAAUAACUAAUGUAUAAUACUUUUUAAAAAUCUUUAUAAAUUGAUAUACAUUCCCCUCGGUCUUGAGCUUUGUAUAAAAUUUUGCUUUAACUUAUGUUAAACUUUUAUUUAGGAACAAAUUCAAGGAAAAAUUUGAAUGUUGCAAACGGGCGAAUAAACACUGAAGUUAA